Suillus paluster is the source of this 474-nucleotide messenger RNA. RefSeq lists its product as uncharacterized. The transcript has a single exon. Bases 1 to 474 code for a protein of 157 amino acids. NCBI's taxonomy places the organism in Eukaryota, Fungi, Basidiomycota, Agaricomycetes, Boletales, Suillaceae. The record is from RefSeq and is a predicted model, not a curated record.
AUGCGUACAUUCAUUCUUAUCGCCACCCUCGCCACGGCAACCGUUCAUACCGUCCAUGCCAUGCCUAGCUCCAGCCUCACGAUACGCAGUACCUUCGAUGACACUCCAGACUUCACGCACGCAUCGCAUCCUUCCCACUAUCGCACCAAACUUUACCAGGGAAAGAAGCUCAUCGGAGGUGAACGGCGGAUGGUUCUUGAUCAGGCUGCGCCAGGAUCCAUCCAUCUAGCUGAGCCGGGUGAGGAGCAAGAGGCGCCGAUCAUUAGACGGAGGAAGAUGAACAAACGAGGAGUGCUUAGAGAGAGGACGAUCAAGAACGCAGACUACGGUUCUGGAAGUGCUCCUGCAGGAGAGGCAGCGGCAAGCGCACACACCCAAGCUGAACCUACUCCCAAUGCAACGACCACGCCCGCAGCCGCUCCUGGUCCCGAAACGCCUGAUGAUGCAGGACCUGCUCCAGCUGCACACGCCUGA